This is a messenger RNA of Colletotrichum siamense, 1578 nucleotides long. RefSeq names its product Cytochrome P450 monooygenase 1 (gene P450-1-7). Gene Ontology annotation, molecular function: oxidoreductase activity, acting on paired donors, with incorporation or reduction of molecular oxygen; heme binding; iron ion binding. NCBI's taxonomy places the organism in Eukaryota, Fungi, Ascomycota, Sordariomycetes, Glomerellales, Glomerellaceae. The record is from RefSeq and is a predicted model, not a curated record. The transcript is spliced from 4 exons. The coding region runs from base 1 to 1578 and encodes 525 amino acids.
AUGGAGGCCACAAUCAACCAUCUGGACAACCAUCAUGCCCAAAGCAACAGCUCAACGCAUAUGGGUAGAGACAAUUAUGAGCUUUCGAGAGGCUACAUCCUGGCGUCAACAAUCAUUGCAAUCCUAUUUGCACUCUUUUCAUACUUCAAGAAAUCAUCCAAACGCACUCCUCUACCAUGGGUAAAUCAACCUGGGCCUUUCGAUAUUUUUCGAAUGAAGGCCAAAUACAGGUUUCUCAUGGGAGCUAGAGACAUGGUUCUUCAGGGAUUUGCGGACUUCCCUGACAGCGCCGGCUUCCGGAUGGUUGCUGACGGUGGUGAAAUCGUGAUGCUCGCGCCAAAAUAUGCGGCCGAGCUGAAAAACGACCAUAGAGUCGACUUUGUGAAGCUGUUUCUACAGGACUUCCACGAGGGGAUACCGGGCUUUGACUUUACCCAACAAGGUGCUCGGGACGCGAAGAUACUGCGAGAAGUAACUAAAAGCCAAUUAACGCAUCAUUUGAGCAAGAUCACCGACUCACUAUCGACCGAAUGCACGGCCUCUAUGCAAAGAAUAUUCACAGACAAUGAAGAAUACCACGAUGUCGAGCUUAGAUCUUCGCUUCUAGAUCUGAUUUCACGGAUAUCGUCCAAGGCUUUUCUCGGUGGCGAUCCAUUGUAUCAAAAUGAGGAUUGGCUCAAAAUCACCACUACGUACGCUGGAACGGUCAAUCGUGCAGCGGUGAUGCUCCGACUAUGGCCACGCGCACUUCGUCCUUUGGUGCACUGGGUGCUUCCGUCUUGUCGCGAAGCGCGCACUCAGGUCCGCCUGGCUCGCCGAUUAUUCGAGCCAAUGGUUGAGCGAAGACGUCGAGCCAAGGCAGAAGACCCGAACGUCGUGUUUGAUGACACUGUCGAGUGGGCCGAAAAGGCUGCGAAAGGCAUGCCCUAUGAUGCAUCUGCUGUUCAACUUUUGUUUUCCAUGGCCGCUAUGCACACCACCACAGACCUCCUUACUCAAGUUAUUCUCGAUCUUGCAGCUCAUCCCGAGAUGCUAGAUCCUCUGCGUAAAGAGAUUGAGACAGUGCUCAGCGAAGAGGGUGGAUGGACCAAGGCAGCACUACACAGGAUGAAGCUCCUCGAUAGUGUGUUGAAGGAGUGCCAGAGAAUGAAACCAGCGGCCAUUAGCGGCCUCCGGGGAAUCCUGAACACGGACGUUACGCUAUCUGAUGGACUCCGUCUUGCCGAGGGUUCGUCCAUCGCUGUAUCGUCCCAUCUGCACUGGGAUGAGAAGAUCUACAAAGACCCGCUCAAAUGGGAUGGCUGGCGUUUCUACAAUCUACGCCAGGUGCCCGGAAUGGAGCACCGGUCUCAGCUAGUCUCAUCGACCUCCCCCGACCACAUGGGCUUCGGCAUUGGAACGCACGCAUGCCCUGGCCGUUUCUUUGGGGCGCAUGAGGUGAAGGUUGCUCUGUGCCAUUUUGUCUUGAACUACGACUGGAAGCUCAGUGAAGGCACCGUGCCACAGACGCGAACCUUCAUGUGGUCGCUUGUAGCUGACCCAAAGGCAAAGAUCUCCAUUCGGAGAAGACGCCAUUAG